Candidozyma haemuli is the source of this 774-nucleotide messenger RNA. RefSeq lists its product as uncharacterized. NCBI's taxonomy places the organism in Eukaryota, Fungi, Ascomycota, Pichiomycetes, Serinales, Metschnikowiaceae. Bases 1 to 774 code for a protein of 257 amino acids. The transcript has a single exon. The record is from RefSeq and is a predicted model, not a curated record.
AUGGGAAGCUCUGCAUCGAGGCCAGCACGGAAGCUCACCAAGAACAUCGUCAAUACUGACAAGAUUCUGAGGAGUUCCAGGGCACAUCUUCCACCCAAGGAGCUCAAGGAGCAAUUCGAGAGAUCAGCAGAGGGAGGGCAGGAGACGCCGAAGGGCCCAGAAAAGACAAAAAAGGAGGGUACUGAAAGUCAGAAGGAGACUUCUAAGGUACCAUCGCAGCACAGGUUCCAGCAGCAGUCGCCACAGGGCCAGGGUAAUGUGCCACACGGAAAGGAUGGUAUGGAUCCUACAGCCGACCAGGCGUUUAUUGAUUCGAUUAGUAAGCUUGGACGCCAGAUUAAGAGUGAAGAUGCUGCAGGGCCAAAUCAGCAACAAUUGGAUGUGAGAGCGUUGAAGCAGCUUCUUAAUAGGAAAGCGCUUUAUGAAAAGGGCCAGAAAGAGGUCAAGGACCAGCUUGAUUCCCAGCAGCCACAUUCACGAACGAUGAUACACCCAAAGACGCUUACAGCUAUUUUGAACGCUUUCCACGAUGAAGGCGUGACGAACGAGAGAGUGUUGAAGGAUUACGAGUUGAGCGGUGACUUCCUCCAGAAUCUUAAUAGGUUUAAGGUCGCUCAGAAUAUCGUGCCGCUUCAGGAAGACACAAAGGAGGACGAAGUUGGUCCAAGGACCGAGAGAGACCGUUUGAGAGUCCUGGAGACAGACGAGGAGAGGACCACCGAGGGCGACAUCGAGAACGAGCGGUUGAAGGUCUUGAGAAAGCGUCUUGAAUAA